GUCGCUGGAACGAUGACCAUUCCCAAAUCCCAAUCCAUCGAGCAAGGGGAGAGAGUGUCGGAGGAGGAGAAUGGAGGUGGUCUCCUUAUGCUCGCAGCCGUGUGCGGCUCGGCUCCCCUUGAACUCUCGAGCACGGAAUUCCAUGGAUAGGUCGGCGGCCAUAUCCGGCCGGUUCCUUCUGUUUCCGAGAACGAGGAGCCUUCGCGAUGGAAACCCUCUUCGCCAUAUCUCUUCCAGCCCUCGGCAUCCAGGAUCCAUUCAAGCUGCUAGUUCAUCCAUUUCCAAGGAAUUGGAACGUGGUACACAAGAAACUAGCUCAAAGGAUAAAGAUCUUGCUUUUGUUGCUGGUGCAACCGGAAGAGUUGGUUCACGUCUUGUGAGGGAACUGCUGAAGCUUGGGUUCAGAGUACGAGCUGGAGUCAGGAAUGCACAAAGAGCAGAACCACUGUUACAGAGUGUUAGGCAAAUGAAACUUGAUUUGGAAACUGGAACAUCUGGAACUGAACCUGCAGAGAAGCUUGAAAUUGUAGAAUGUGACCUUGAAAAAAAAGGUGACAUAUUACCAGCAAUAGGUAAUGCCUCGGUCCUUUUAUGCUGCAUAGGAGCUAGCGAAAAGGAAAUUUCUGAUAUAACAGGACCAUAUCGGAUUGACUACAAAGCUACAGAGAAUCUUAUUAGAGCAGCAACAAUUGCAAAAGUUGACCACUUCAUUCUGCUUACAUCUUUGGGGACAAAUAAAAUUGGGUUUCCAGCUGCUAUUCUGAACUUGUUUUGGGGGGUUCUCAUUUGGAAAAGAAAGGCAGAAGAAGCAUUAAUUGCCAGCGGUCUACCAUAUACAAUAGUGAGGCCAGGGGGUAUGGAACGACCUACAGACUCCUAUAAAGAGACUCACAAUUUGGUCCUUGCUAACGAGGAUACUUAUUUUGGUGGCCAAGUCUCAAACCUUCAGGUUGCAGAACUCAUGGCAUGCAUGGCGAGAAAUAAAAAACUCAGCUACUGUAAGAUUGUUGAAGUGAUUGCUGACACAACUGCACCAUUGCUAUCCAUGGAGGAGCUUCUUGCCAAAAUACGGUCUAAACGGGAACCGCCAGCUGAGACAUUGAAAGACCUUGCACCUCCGAGUGAUGAAUCUAAACCUCUGAAGCCAAUAAUAAAGGAUGCAUCAGCAAAGAUGCAAGAGAAAAAAUUAACUCCACUUUCUCCAUAUGCUAUGUAUGAGAACCUGAAGCCGCCAAGUUCUCCAACUCCCAUUCCAAGCACUUCUGGAAGUUCAAAUGAGAUAAAUGAGGAGUUUGUGCAAUCUAAAUCACAUUCAGAACCUACAUCAGCUGUGGUAACACCUUUCGAACAGAUUGUGACACCAGAAACUAGGCCUCUCUCUCCUUAUACGGCGUAUGAAGAUCUAAAGCCUCCAGUUUCACCAACACCAUCUUUGCCAACAUAGUGUGAACCAGCUUUUUGCAGGAAAACAAAAUCACCAGGUCAACCAGAAGACGUGCAACGAGCUGGAACUUAUGUACGAUUAUACAUUCAAGGACACCAUUUCUCUUUUACAUUUAUGUACGAUUAUACAUUAAACUAUCCUUUUAGUCCUCUAUCGCACGUCAACAGAGAUAUCGACGUCUCAAUCAUUUCAUUUUUCUCCA
Molecule: messenger RNA, 1646 nt
Organism: Zingiber officinale
Lineage: Eukaryota; Viridiplantae; Streptophyta; Magnoliopsida; Zingiberales; Zingiberaceae
Product: protein TIC 62, chloroplastic-like
Exons: 13
Coding region: 71-1444 (457 amino acids)
Source: RefSeq, a predicted model, not a curated record